Messenger RNA from Mangifera indica (mango), 1038 nucleotides. Its product is annotated as 40S ribosomal protein S2-4-like. The transcript has 2 exons. Bases 72 to 881 code for a protein of 269 amino acids. NCBI's taxonomy places the organism in Eukaryota, Viridiplantae, Streptophyta, Magnoliopsida, Sapindales, Anacardiaceae. Gene Ontology annotation, biological process: translation. Gene Ontology annotation, molecular function: RNA binding; structural constituent of ribosome. Gene Ontology annotation, cellular component: cytosolic small ribosomal subunit; ribosome. The record is from RefSeq and is a predicted model, not a curated record.
CUUUUCUCACAGUCACGGUCUGCCUCUCUCUCGCAAAAAACAUAAAAACCUAGCCAAAUUACCAACCAACCAUGGCAGAACGAGGUGGGGAACGUGGUUUUGGCCGUGGGUUCGGCCGUGGCCGAGGAGAUCGUGGCGGUCCUCGUGGUCGCCGCCGCGCUGGCCGUAGAGAGGAGGAAGAGAAAUGGGUUCCAGUUACAAAGCUUGGUCGUUUAGUCAAAGAGAACAAGAUCAGAAGCUUGGAGCAAAUCUAUCUCCACUCAUUGCCGAUCAAGGAGUACCAAAUUAUCGACCAACUCGUCGGCCCAUCACUGAAGGAUGAGGUCAUGAAAAUCAUGCCUGUUCAGAAGCAGACACGUGCCGGUCAGAGAACCAGGUUCAAGGCUUUUGUGGUUGUCGGUGACGGUAACGGUCACGUUGGCCUUGGUGUUAAGUGUUCAAAGGAAGUGGCUACUGCUAUUCGCGGAGCCAUUAUAUUGGCCAAGCUGUCGGUUAUCCCGGUGAGAAGAGGUUACUGGGGUAACAAGAUCGGUAAGCCACACACGGUGCCCUGCAAGGUUACCGGGAAGUGUGGUAGUGUUACCGUGAGAAUGGUGCCGGCUCCCCGUGGAGCUGGAAUCGUGGCUGCUAGGGUUCCAAAGAAGGUUCUUCAGUUCGCCGGAAUUGAGGAUGUUUUCACUUCCUCUCGAGGAUCUACCAAGACUCUCGGCAACUUUGUGAAGGCAACUUUUGAGUGUUUGCUGAAGACAUACGGAUUUUUGACUCCGGACUUUUGGAGAGAGACCCGCUUCCUGAAAUCUCCAUUCCAGGAGUACACAGAUCUCUUGGCAAAGCCUACUGGAAAGCUACUCAUUGCAGAGGAUCAUGGGGUUGAUGCUUAAGCUGUUUUCUUGUUUUUGGUCCUAACUGUUUUUUACCUUUAUAUUUGGAUGGGAUAGUCGUCUGUUUUAAAAUUUUGACAUUUUGGACAUUAAAUUAUUAAGUUUCGUCAAUUAUAUGUUUGGAUCAUUUGCAAAUGAAGUUAUUGUAUUUCUGGUA